GCCUCAGUUUAGAUUGACAACCGGCAUGCUGAAGUGAGGGUCCACAUGAAGAAGAAGAACAGGGGAAAAUAAGAAGCUGACUACCUAGAGGAAGGUGCCACUGGGAAAGGAGGGUAGAGGCAGAUCUACGUUGCAAGGUGGUAAAGGGCGCUACCGGACUUUUCCAGGCGUUUUGGUGACAGCUCUGCCUGGACAGCUUGAAGCCUUAGCUAGUAGCUAAUACUGCUCACUCACUCAGACCACUGAAUGCAUGAUGUUGGCUACUGCAUAGUAGCAUAUAACCAAAGGGGAGAGCCGGCAAGAAACCCUCUCUGCAGAACCGGAGCUCAGGUUGCAUCAGGAUUUGACUUUGGGGUCCAAGAGGGGUUGGUUGCAGUCUGGGGUGAAGGAGGGAGCUAACCAGAAGAUAUAAAUUUCAGCGGCUAUGUGUGCGGUGUCAAACACUUUCACUAUGGCAAGUGGUAAAUGAUGGACUGGAUCGUUUUCGGCAUUUUGGAGAGCUUCUGCUGAAGAAAGGUGUGUGCAGUUCUUCUUGAAGUAGAGGAUUAUAAGAAUUGAAAAAAAAUGCCUGUUGCUUUGGCUAAUUCUGACUCUGCAAUGCAGCAGGUCCUUGACAACUUGAAUGACCUUCCAAAUGCCAAUGGUGCUAAUGACCUGGACCUGAUCUUCUUGAAGGGAAUCAUGGAAAGCCCAAUAGUGCGAUCCUUGGCCAAGGCCCAUGAGCGGUUGGAGGAGACCAGGCUUGAAGCUGUGAGUGACAACAACUUGGAACUAGUGCGUGAGAUUUUGGAAGACAUCUCUCCCAUUGCACAUGCUAACAGCUCGGCAGCUGAACUAUCACGAAUUCUGCAAGGACCACAUUUUCAGUCUCUUCUGGAAACACACGACUCAGUGGCAUCUAAAAGCUACGAGACACCUCCUCCAAGCCCAGGAACUCUGAUGGACCCUGCGUUUCUUAACCAGCCUAUCCCCCCUGAUGCUGUACGGAUGGUCGGAAUAAGAAAGACCGGUGGUGAUCACUUGGGGGUGACUUUCCGUGUGGAGAAUAAUGAGCUGGUCAUUGCUCGAAUCCUUCAUGGAGGAAUGAUUGACCAGCAAGGACUGCUGCAUGUCGGUGACAUAAUCAAGGAAGUGAAUGGGAAGGAGGUGGGCAAUGAUCCCAAGGUCCUGCAGGAGAUGCUGAAGAAUGCCAGUGGCAGUGUUGUCCUCAAAGUCCUGCCAAGCUACCAAGAGCCACAUCCGCCCCGCCAGGUGUUUGUAAAGAGCCACUUUGAUUAUGAUCCCUAUACUGAUAACCUCAUCCCAUGCAAGGAGGCAGGAUUGAAGUUCAAAGCUGGUGAUAUUCUCCAAAUCGUUAACCAGGAUGAUCUCAACUGGUGGCAGGCCUGUCAUGUGGAAGGGGGCAGCGCUGGACUUAUUCCAAGUCAGCUUCUGGAAGAAAAGAGGAAAGCUUUUGUGAAGCGAGAUCUUGAUAUUACAGCUUCUUCCAGUGCACUUUGUGGGAGCAUCAGUGGCAAAAAGAAGAAGAAAAUGAUGUACCUGACCACCAAAAAUGCAGAGUUUGAUCGACACGAGCUUCUCAUUUAUGAAGAGGUAGCCAAGAUGCCACCAUUUAGAAGGAAAACACUAAUUCUGAUUGGAGCCCAAGGUGUUGGGAGGCGGAGCCUAAAGAACAAACUGAUUAUGUCUGAUCCAUCACAUUAUGGAACAACGAUCCCAUUUACAUCAAGGAAGCCUAAAGAUGAUGAAAAAGAUGGCCUGAUAUACAGAUUUGUAUCACGAACAGAAAUGGAGAAUGACAUAAAAAAUGGGCGGUACUUAGAGCACGGCGAAUAUGAUGGAAACCUGUACGGAACCAAGAUUGACUCCAUUCAUGAGGUUAUUGAUGCUGGGAAGAUGUGCAUCUUGGAUGUAAACCCCCAGGCAAUAAAAGUGCUGCGGACAGCAGAAUUUGUUCCGUAUGUGGUGUUUAUUGAAGCAGCAGAUGUCAAUACUCUUCGAGUGAUGAACACGACAGCAAUCGAAUCUGGAGUGGGAACCAAACAGUUAACAGAUGCAGAGCUGAAAAGGACCGCUGAUGAGAGUUUCCGGAUCCAGCGUGCUUAUGGACAUUACUUUGACUUCACUAUUUUGAACGACAACCUGGAUGGAGCAUUCAAGAACCUGCAGGAGGCCUUGGAGAGGCUGAACAGAGAUCCUCAGUGGGUACCUGUUAGCUGGGUGUACUAACAGGAUACCUCAGUGGCUACUGUGUGUGGGAUGGCAGAAGGACACUAGUGGUACUUGUACCACUGUACCACUGCCAUGUUGUGGGAAGGAGGACUUUUCAAUGUUUACCCUGUCAAAUGUUAAAUGAGAAAAGAUAAGUCCUGGUUUAAGCCAUCAGUUUACUGUCCAUUUCCCCUCAGUAAAUCCUGCCACGUCUAAUGAAGAGGUUGUUUUAUGCUAGGAACCUCACACAUUGCAGGUUUCUAGACAUGAUGGGGUGUUAGAGUUGUUAUGCUUUAUUGACUGCAUAGUUACUUCUCUUCAUCAGUUGUGAUUUGUUCCCUUACAUCACUGAAAUAACAGUGCUGUAACUUAUUGGACAGGUCAGGUGUCUGUCUUACUUCCAUGUUUCACACCUGUAAGUAUAAAACGCUAGCUUAGGGUGGCACUGUUAUUACUUAUUGGGCAGGUCAGGUGUCUGUCUUACUUCCAUGUUUUACCCCUGUAAGUAUAAAACGCUAGCUUAGGGUGGCACUGUUAUUACUUAUUGGACAGGUCAGGUGUCUGUCUUACUUCCAUGUUUCACACCUGUAAGUAUAAAAUGCUUAGCGUAGCGUAGCACUGUUAUUACUGCUGCUGGCGCUAAAGCGUUUCAUCACUGAGUGUUACUGAGGGAAAGAUGAACAAAUCAAAACUGUACUGCUGAUGCAUCUGUUGUCCUUAUUUAUCAGUGCAUGACAACUGGGUCAUACUUGCAAAUGGUUUCACUGGCCUUUUAUUAUUUAUGUAGAAUGGCCCAGCAUUUGGUGCUGGUCAGAAUGGGAUUGACCUCUUUUCCCCGUGCCCUUUUCUCCUGCAACCCAUACACCAUCAGCCCUCCCACCCAACACUCUCACUUAGCCCAUUCAUUCCUCCAUCCUUUCAUCAUCUGAGGACACAGGAGAGGGUGAGGUAAGAAGCAAAGAUCAGAUGCUUUCUGCAUGCUUCCUGGUCCCCCAACUCCUCCCUAGAUGGUGGGAUAUGCAUAUUUUGGCCACUAACCUCAAAGAUGAUUUUCCCCUAGUCAGUGAACAUAGCCUAUUUAACAACUCUAGCUUUAAAGUUUUCAUUGUAACACUUAUGAUUUCAUGGCCCUGUCCUCCAUCCACCACAUGGUAUAAUAUAUGUGCCAAAUAGUGUUAAGUCCACAUACUGUUUUGCAUUUACAUUUUGGAUACCUUUUUAUUCUUCUGUGGAAAUAAAUGGCUGUUUAGUCUUCCAAAUAUGAUUCUGUGCUGCCAUCUUGUGGUCAUGAUUUGUAACAGCUAGGUAGGCAGGCAGGUGAGGCCUGAAUUAGGCAGGUUUUUGUUCAUAGGUUCAUAAAUUAGUACCAAGCUAACUGCUUUAUGGAUCAUUUUAAGCCUAGCCAAUUACCUCAUG
Protopterus annectens (West African lungfish) is the source of this 3627-nucleotide messenger RNA. RefSeq names its product MAGUK p55 scaffold protein 2 (gene MPP2). Lineage: Eukaryota; Metazoa; Chordata; Ceratodontiformes; Protopteridae. The coding region runs from base 565 to 2229 and encodes 554 amino acids. The record is from RefSeq and is a predicted model, not a curated record. Gene Ontology annotation, cellular component: cell-cell junction; plasma membrane. Gene Ontology annotation, molecular function: protein binding. The transcript is spliced from 13 exons.